GUCCGAAAUGCGCGAAUGACAGGUUUUGUAACGUCAACCUAGGAGCGUAACUGAAGGUGAUGGAAUAUGGGAAGGAGAGAGUUGUGGCUCUGGUGGAUAUGGACUGCUUCUACGUGCAGGUGGAGCAACGCUUAAAGCCAGAUCUCAGAGGCAAGCCCUGUGUGGUGGCCCAGUACAAGACAUGGAAGGGAGGCGGCAUCAUCGCCGUGAGCUACGAGGCCAGGGCACAUGGGGUCACCAGAAAUAUGUGGGCGGAUGAUGCCAAGAAGCUGUGCCCUGAUCUCCAGGUGGCACGGGUCCGGGAGUCUCAUGGGAAGGCUGACCUCACACAUUACCGAGAGGCUAGUGUGGAGGUGAUCGAGGUGAUGUCACGCUUCGCCGUGAUCGAGCGGGCCAGCAUCGACGAGGCCUACAUGGAUCUGACGGCAGCCGUGCAGCAGAGGCUGAAGGACAUGGAGGGCCAGCAGGUGGCGCCAGAGCUGCUGAAGACCACCUAUGUGCAGGGCUUCCCACAGGCGAGCUCCGACCCACAGGGGGCGACAGAGGAAGCAGUGGCAGAUAAAGAGGAGCAGAGGUCCCGCGGGCUGCGGGAAUGGCUGGCCUCUCUGUCCAGCGCUUCGCAGGCGGAGCUGCAGCUGGCCGUCGGAGCCCUGAUCGUGGAGGAGAUGAGGGCCGCCGUGGAGAAGGACACCGGCUUUCGCUGCUCCGCCGGCAUCUCGCACAACAAGGUGCUGGCCAAGCUGGCGUGUGGCCUGAACAAGCCGAACCGACAGACUGUACUACCCUUGGGAUCUGUGCCCCAACUCUUCAGCUCCCUACCUGUCAGCAAAAUCCGUAGCCUGGGCGGGAAGCUGGGAGCCUCCAUCACAGAGACCCUGGAGGUGGAGAACAUGGGGGAUCUCACCCAGUUCACUCAGGGUCAACUGAGCCAGCACUUCGGCGAGAAGACAGGGCAGUGGCUGUAUGACCUGUGUCGGGGUAUUGAGUUUGAACCAGUGAAGCCCAGGCAGCUUCCAAAAUCUAUAGGCUGCAGCAAGAACUUCCCUGGGAAAACUGCUCUGGCCACAAAAGAAAAGGUGCAGUACUGGCUCAAUCAGCUGGCUCUCGAGCUGGAGGAGAGACUGACUAAGGACAGGGAGAUGAAUGGCAGAGUGGCCAAGCAGCUGACGGUGGGGGUGCGGCAGAUGGGGGACCACAGGGCCAGCAGCUUCUCCCGCUGCUGUGCUUUGUCCCGGUAUGAGGCCACAAAGAUCUCUGCUGACAGCUUCUCCAUCAUCAAGAGUCUCAACACCGCCGGAAACCACCAGGCUGCAUGGUCCCCGCCCCUCACCCUGCUGCACCUUUCUGCUAGCAAAUUCAGGGAGGCUCCCACCGCCACGGCUGGCGGGAUCACCAGCUUCCUGACCAGUGACGUCGCCUCCGGCUCUCCCUCCCCCACCUCCAAGAAGGCCCCGCCUCCCAAGAGGCCUGGCACCAUCCAGUCCCUCUUCCAGAAGGCCGCGGAAAAGAAAGGAUGUGGGAACGAGUCACAGUCCUCCUCGGAUCACCAGUCGCCUCCACCUGCAGAAAAGCAGCCCUGUGAAUCCCCCACCACAACGUCUCCUGUGAAGUCCUCAUCCUCCCCUGGAACUGGCAUCUCUUCCUUCUUCCAGAGGAAAACGCUAGAGAAAAGUGUAAAGGCCUUGAACGGAGACCUGCAGUCUGAUAGAAAGGAGUCAUCAGGGAGCAUAGGGACAGGUGAGGAGCAAAGUACAGGACCUUCUGCCAUUGAGACCGAAAGUUCUACGCAAGCAACAAAAAUGGUGGACUCAUCAGAGGGGACCAGCGGCAAGGAAGGUGAAAGAGAGCCCAGUGGUUCAGACCUAUCGUCCCAUCUCCCCCCUGAAUGUGCCAGCAAAGAUGUACUACAGUGUGAACGUUGCGGCCAGGAGAUUUCAGCCUGGGAGAUGCCCGAGCACACUGACUACCACUUUGCUCUGGAUCUGCAGAAGUCUUUCUCCUCUUCCUCCUCCUCCUCUUCAUCCUCCUCCAGUCUGCUUCCGAGGCCCACUCCCAACCCUCCACUUACUGCCGGGACCCCUCAUUCAUCCCAUGGUAAGACCAAACCCAAAAGUCAGGCAGGACCCCAACCCAAGAGGGCCAAAUCACAGGGUUCCAACUCAACCCUGGACUCCUUCUUUAAGAGGAACUAAACAGGUCCCCACUGGCUGUCAACCCUAUUGCUCAGCGAAAACACUGACAUUCUAGAUUGUUUUAUGGAUCUCUUUACUGUUUAUUUCAGUUUGCUAUGUGUGGUGAGUGCUUGUCUGCAUCAGUCAAAGCUAAAAUGUUUGCAGUGCACAGCAGAAGGGAUCCGAAGUCAUGUAACAGGCCAGUCCUUCAUCCAUACAUGGUAAAUGUGAACUUGAUUAUCUUAAUCACACAGGGGAGAGAAGAUAUGUCUCUACAAUGACAUUUUUAAAGAU
This is a messenger RNA of Megalops cyprinoides (Indo-Pacific tarpon), 2465 nucleotides long. It is a transcript of the gene polh, whose product is annotated as polymerase (DNA directed), eta. Gene Ontology annotation, biological process: response to radiation; error-prone translesion synthesis. The transcript is spliced from 11 exons. The record is from RefSeq and is a predicted model, not a curated record. The coding region runs from base 60 to 2192 and encodes 710 amino acids. Lineage: Eukaryota; Metazoa; Chordata; Actinopteri; Elopiformes; Megalopidae. Gene Ontology annotation, cellular component: nucleus; replication fork; site of double-strand break. Gene Ontology annotation, molecular function: DNA-directed DNA polymerase activity; damaged DNA binding.